Molecule: messenger RNA, 5069 nt
Organism: Rattus rattus (black rat)
Lineage: Eukaryota; Metazoa; Chordata; Mammalia; Rodentia; Muridae
Gene: Fhad1
Product: forkhead associated phosphopeptide binding domain 1
Exons: 33
Coding region: 168-4439 (1423 amino acids)
Molecular function (GO): protein binding
Source: RefSeq, a predicted model, not a curated record
GCGCGUACACAGGCCGUGCAGGCGCGCCGGGCGCGGGCCAAGCUGGAGACUCGGCAGAGAGCGGCGGGCCGCCUCUCCCCGGGUCUGGCAAGCAACUCCCAGCCCGCGGGGCUCUCGGAAGAGAACAGAGCCCCAGCUUCCUCCUCCUGCCAGGGAAAUCAGAAAGAAUGAAAGCGUAUUUGAAGAGUCCCGACGGUUUUUUUGUCCUGAAGAAAAGCACCACCAUCGGCAAGCAUGAAGAUUCAGACCUCGUCUUACAGUCCUCAGACAUUGACAACCACCACGCGCUCAUCGAAUUCAACGAGGACGAGGGCACCUUUGUCCUUCAGGACUUUAACACCCGCAACGGCACGUUUGUCAACGAGUGCCACAUUCAGAAUGUGGCAGUGAAGCUGAUCCCUGGGGACAUUCUGCGGUUCGGGUCUUCGGGGCCGACCUACGAGCUGGUCAUCGAGAACCCGUCCCAGGUCUCCUGCCCGUGGGUGAGGGGCUCAGGACCUUGGCCAAAUCCACAGUCACACCUGCCGUCCUCGCCCCCCACCAUGCCCUUCCACCAGGGCGUCCGGUCAGCCUCGGUACAAAGAAGUUGGUCGCAGGGUUGUCCCAGACCCACCGUGGUCCCCCCAUCUGCUCCUCACCAGCGGCCCAUGAGUGCCAGUGGGAAGAUGUUUUCCUUUAUGAUGAACCCAAAGUCUCCUGUCAUCAAGCAAGUGUGGGCCAGCGCCAUGGAGAUGUCAGAGCAAGGCUUGACCGAGGGCAUCGCUGGGAUAGUACCUCCCCCCGAGAUCUUCGUGGACCAGGACCUAGGCCAGCAAGACAAGGACGACAUCAUCCUGCUACUGGGGAGAGAGAUUAACCGGCUCUCUGACUUUGAAAUGGAGUCCAAAUAUAAAGACGCGGUGAUCAUGAACCUGCAGGCUGAGAUUGCCGACCUAAGUCAAAGGUUGUCUGAGAUGGCUGCAGUUGUUGCCGCCGCCAGGCAGAGCAACAGGUGCGACCCCCGGUUCCAGGACCUGGAUGAAGGGGACGAUCACAGGCAGAAGGAGAUUGAGAGCAUGAAGAGCCAGAUCAAUGCUCUUCAAAAAGGCUAUAGCCAGGUGCUGAGUCAGACCCUGGCAGAGCGCAACACGGAAAUCGAAUCCCUGAAGAGCGAGGGCGAGAACUUAAAGAGAGACCAGGCCAUCACAUCAGGGAUGGUGACAUCGUUACAGAAAGACGUGUCAGCGCGCAACGAGCAAGUUCAGCAGCUGCAGGAGGAGGUAAAUCAACUGAGAAUCCAGAACAAGGAGAAGGAGUACCAGCUGGAAGCCCUGACCUCCAGGUGUUCAAAGCUGAAAGAAGAUCUGAGAAAGGAAGAGGCUCAGAAGGAUCGCAGGGAGGCUCAGGAGAAAGAGCUGAAACUGUGCAGAAGUCAAAUGCAAGAGAUGGAGAAAGAAGUGAAGAAGCUCAGAGAGGAACUGAAGAAGAACUACACGGGUCAGAACGUCAUCUCCAAGACGCUGCGAGAAAAGACCAAGGUUGAAGAGAAGCUUCAGGAAGAUUCCAGAAGGAAAUUGCUUCAGCUGCAAGAAAUGGGGAACAGAGAGAACCUCAUUAAAAUGAAUUUGGAAAGGGCAGUAGGCCAGCUAGAGAACUUCAGAAGCCAGGUCAUCAAAGCCACCUUCGGGAAAACAAAGCCAUUCCGAGACAAGCCGGUCACCGACCAGCAGCUGAUAGAGAGGAUUGUCCAAGUCACCGAGGACAACCUCAGCUUCCAGCAGAGGAAGUGGACCCUGCAAAGGGAGACCCAUCUACACUCCAAGCAAGAGGAGGUCGUGCAUAACGUGGAGAAGCUGAGGAUGCUGCUGGACAAGUGCCAGGCUUGCAUGAGAGAUUCCUGCAAUAGCAUGGGCCUGAAGAUGGAGGUGGAGCUCCUCCAGCACCUGCAGCUCAGCCCGCCCGUGUUGGGACUUCAGAAGGCUGUACUGAACAUCCUGAGAGUGUCCCUGUCCUGGUUGGAGGAGACAGAGCAGCUGCUCGGGGACCUCAACAUCGAGCUGUCGGAUUCCGACAAAGGGUUCUCCCUGUGUCUGAUAUACCUUCUGGAACAUUACAAGAAGAUUAUGAUCCAGUCCGAGGAACUUCGGGCCCAGGUGAAUGCUUCUCUGGAAACCCAGCAGUCUCUGCAGGAGGAGAACCUGGCUGAAAAGGAGAAGCUGACAGAGAAGCUAGAACAAGAAGAGAAGCUGAAAGCCAGAAUCGAGCAGCUGACAGAAGAGAAGGCGGCUCUGGAAGAGAGCACCGCAGAGGAGAAAAACAAAUUGCAGGAGGACCUGGAGACGGCACAAGCUCGGGUCCAUGAGCUGGAGGACGACUUGGCUUCUCAAAAGGAGGUCUUGGAGAGCAGCCUGACUCAAGAGAAAAGGAAAAUGCGGGAAGUGCUGGAGGCAGAAAGGAGGAAGGCACAAGACCUGGAGAAUCAGCUGACCCAGCAGAAGGAGAUCUCAGAGAGUAACACGUACGAGAAACUCAAGAUGAGAGACACUCUGGAGAAGGAGAAGAGGAGGAUACAGGACCUGGAGAAUCGCCUGACCAAGCAAAGAGAGGAGAUAGAAUUAAAGGGGCAGAAAGAGGACAUCUUAAAUAACAAAUUGAAGGACGCCCUGCUCCUGGUGGAGGACGCUCAGCAGAUGAGGACAGCCGAGAGUACCAGGGCCGAGAAGCUCUCCCUGAAGUUAAAGGAAACCUUAGCAGAGCUGGAAAUAACCAAGGCGAAAAUGAUCAUGGCGGAGGAUCGGCUGAAGCUGCAGCAGCAGUCGAUGAAGGCCCUGCAGGAUGAGCGGGAAUCCCAGAAGCACGGCUUCGAGGAGGAGAUCACGGAGUACAAAGAGCAAAUCAAACAGCACUCGCAGACCAUCGUGAGCCUGGAGGAAAGGCUCAGCCAAGUGACUCAGUACUACAGGAAAAUAGAAGGAGAGAUAGCAACAUUGAAAGACAGCGAUUCAGCUCAAAAGGAGGAAGUGCCCCAAGAGUUCACCAUAGUACCCUCCCUGGACAGCAGUGCCAAAGAAAUAGCGUGCGACCACCUGAUAGAUGACUUACUAAUGGCUCAGAAGGAAAUCCUGUCUCAGCAAGAGAUUAUCAUGAAGCUGAGGACAGACCUCGGGGAAGCCCACACGCGGAUGUCAGACCUGAGAGGGGAGCUGAGCGAGAAGCAGAAGACUGAGCUGGAGCGGCAGGUGGCCCUGGUGCGGCAGCAGAACAGUGAGCUGAGCAUUCUCAAGGCGAAGGUGGUGCAGACGACCGGCCUGGUGGAGAAGAAGGACCGGGAACUGAAGGUCCUCAGGGAGGCGCUCAGGGCUUCCCAAGAGAAACCCAGACCCUACCUGAGCACGGAGCAGAAGCCUAGGAACCUGAGCCAGAAGUGUGACAUCUCAUUGCAGAUAGAGCCAGCCCACCCAGAUUCAUUCUCCAGCUUCCAAGAGGAGCAGUUCUUCAGUGACCUGGGGGCCAAGUGCAAAGGGUCUCGACACGAGGAAGUCAUCCAGCGGCAGAAGAAGGCCCUGUCUGAACUCCGAACACGAAUCAAAGAACUGGAGAAGGCCAACUCCUCCAAUCAUAAGGACCACGUGAAUGAGUCGUUCCUAGAGCUCAAGACCCUCCGAAUGGAAAAAAAUGUACAGAAAAUAUUAUUAGACGCAAAGCCUGACCUGACAACUUUCUCAAGAGUAGAGAUCCGACCGCCUCUGAAUGGCCCUUUCAGCUCGGGCUCCCCCUUUGCCAUGGAGAAGACCAUGAAGACGGAUGCAGCGGAAGCCUUAGAGCUCAGUGAGAAGCUGUACACGGACAUGAUCAAGACGCUCGGCAGCCUGAUGAACAUCAAGGACAUGUCCAGCCACAUGUCCCUGAAGCACCUGUCCCCGAAAGAGCGGGAGAGGGUCAACCACCUCCGACAGAAGGACCUGGACCUGGUGUUUGAUAAGAUCACUCAGCUCAAGACCCGGCUUCAGAGGAAAGAGGAGCUCGUGAGGGGAUACGAAUGGGAACUGGAGCAGCUCAGGCAUAGCAAAGUGUCCGUUCAGAUGUACCAGACACAGGUAGCGAAGCUGGAGGACGAUAUCCACAAAGAGGCCGAGGAAAAGGCGCUGCUGAAGGAGGCCCUGGACCGCACAGAGCAGCAGCUAAGCCAGGAAAAGAGACUCAACAGGGCCUUCAAGCAGCAGAAGGAUCGAGUAGAGGAUCAGGAGCAGAGAAACUCAUCCUGCAGCUGCCCCUUCAAAGACAAUGAAAAACAGAGACGCAUAUUCGUAGAGAUGGUCAAGAGAAAGAUGCAGGACUCGAGUCUCCAGGCUGGAGCCAAGAAAGCCACCCUGAAGACAGGCCAGGAGAGAGAGAUAAAGAAGGAGGUGUGCAAGCCCACCCAGAGCCUUUCAUUCAUUAAACCCGGCGGAAAGAACUAGAAAACGCACCGUCCCGGGGCUUCACGUGAUCCUGACUCUCCAGGAACAAGUACCGAGGGACUUUUUGUAACAUGUUAAAUAUGGAUGCUUGGACGUUUUUGCCUUCUAGGUUAAUAUUUUCCACAGGACAUUGUUUUGGACUAUGUGAGGAGAAGACCUUUUAAAAUUAUCUAUAAAUGUAUAUAAAUGCACGUAUAUAAAUAUGUUAUAGCGCAGACUCCUGAUGCUCGUGGAUACAGUUGUUCAGUUUGGGUUCUGAUGUCCCCAGGCAUUGGCUCCUCCGGGGAGCUGCAAAGAGACCCAGCUGGAGCCACAAGCCGACAGGGAUGCCCGAAGUACUCGGCCAUAGUGUAGUGAAUGUAUAUCUGAGUUUAUUAUAAUAAAUUUAGAAUGCCAGUCAACACUGUCACUUCUGUCAUCCUGACCGACAUCUCUGUGGCCCUUUGUAGUCCUCAAAACAUUUCUCAGUCCUCUCCCCAAGCCCUACCUUGCUGAACUCCAGAGAGGUUGGCUGACCCGCCUAGCCACUCAGCCGGUAAACGGGUCCUGCAAGGCUGAUUUCAUUGUGUGCGUUUGGUUGGUUGGGUUUUGUUUUGUUUGUUUUUUCAAGACAGGGUCUCUCUGUGUAGC